Messenger RNA from Bufo gargarizans (Asiatic toad), 901 nucleotides. RefSeq names its product carbonic anhydrase 12-like. The transcript has 8 exons. The record is from RefSeq and is a predicted model, not a curated record. Bases 19 to 849 code for a protein of 276 amino acids. Gene Ontology annotation, molecular function: carbonate dehydratase activity; zinc ion binding. Lineage: Eukaryota; Metazoa; Chordata; Amphibia; Anura; Bufonidae.
CUAAAGACGACUUUGGAGAUGCUCAAACUUGUGUGUAUUGGGGUGCUGUACCUCAGCCUGGGAUACCAUGCAGAAGGGAACUGGUGCUAUGAACGCGAGGAAUGCGAACCCAAUACAUGGCCGCAGAAUUACCCUACGUGUGGAAAUUCUUCCCAGUCACCCAUCAAUAUCAUAAACUCAGAAGUCCAACUCGAUAAUAAAUUGCAACGUAUUCACAUUUUCGGGUGGUCACUGCCUUCCACAGGUGUUGUAACUAACAACGGACACACAGUUGAGGUGGUCUUGAGUUCAGAUUACUUUUUGGCCGGUGCUGGACUUCCUAAUAUCUAUAAGUUUUCUGGGUUUCACCUCCAUUUCGGCAGUCUGCUUGCUGGAGAAGGGUCAGAGCAUCAAAUUGAUGGCCAAGCCUACCCACUGGAGGUGCAUUUUGUGUUCUACAAUACGAAAUAUGUGGAUCUAGCAACAGCGAAAACCAAACCAGAUGGUCUGGCUGUAGUUGGAGUACUAUUUGAAAUUGGUGAAAGACAUGGAGAACUUCAAAAUGUAGUCAAUGUCCUCUCUGAUGUCGCUUACCAAGGACAGUCAGCAACAAUUUCCAUCAGAUUAUCAAAACUGCUUCUUCAUACUGAGAACUUUUAUAAGUACCAGGGGUCCCUCACUACUCCACCAUGCUCAGAGAAUGUCGCCUGGCAUGUGAUAAGGAUACCACAGCAGCUUAGCAGUGAACAGUAUGAAGCUAUUGUUUCUUCGCUCUACUUCACAUCAAGUACCGCUGUAGAAAAAAUCCCAAUGGUGAACAACUUCAGGCCUGUCCAGCCAUUGAACGGAAGGAUAGUGUAUAGAAAAUAGUAAAAAGAUGUAUUUUUUUGGUAUCAUGCUUUAAAUAAAAUCAACAACAACA